Spodoptera littoralis (African cotton leafworm) is the source of this 699-nucleotide messenger RNA. Lineage: Eukaryota; Metazoa; Arthropoda; Insecta; Lepidoptera; Noctuidae. The record is from the annotation of a GenBank genome assembly.
AUGUGGUCAGCGAAGAAGUGUUCUGACAACAACGCCAGCACUCCCUCAGCGGAGGAGGAGAUCAAGGUGGUGCUGGUGGGCGACACCCAGUGCGGGAAGACUUCACUCGUCCAGAGGUUCGUCUCUGACACCUUUAUUGAGGCCUACACUCCGACAGGCUUCGAAAAAUAUGGCUGUACUUGCGCAGUCGCAGAUUAUAGAGUUAAUUUCUCCGUAUGGGACACCUCUGGUACGGCAGCAUACGACACAGUAAGACCGCUCGCCUACCAAGACGCCAGAGUGUUCAUGCUCUGCUUCAACAUAGCCGAACCUGAGACCUUGCACAACGCUGCCGCAAAGUGGUACAGAGAAGUAAGAACUCACGGGGGCUCAGCUCCCGUGCUGCUUUGUGGCUGCAAGGCAGACCUGAGACACGAGAAGGAGACGCUCACCAUGCUGUCCAAGCUUAGAACACAUCCAGUCACCAGCGAAGAGGCUUUAUCAGUAGCAAGACAGCUGGGAGCGAUGACCUACGUAGAGACUUCAGCCAGAGCUUCCACUAAAGGUGUCAAAGAUGCCUUCGAAGUAGCUGCCUUAGCGGCCCUUGGCAAACUAAACAAGCAGCAGAUGAAACAACAGAAGCAAGUUGGUCGCAGCAAAAGCAAGCGCGACUUGAAAGCCGAGCUCAAAGGACGCGCGAAGAGUUGCUGCGUCAUGUGA